This is a messenger RNA of Pyrenophora tritici-repentis Pt-1C-BFP, 982 nucleotides long. RefSeq names its product rRNA-processing multi-domain protein. NCBI's taxonomy places the organism in Eukaryota, Fungi, Ascomycota, Dothideomycetes, Pleosporales, Pleosporaceae. The record is from RefSeq and is a predicted model, not a curated record.
ACCGACAUCCACCACCGCUGUCGUCAUCAUGGGAGUAAAACCACGACAUGAGAAAGGCGGCGAGUCGUCGGCAUGGAAGCAGAAAAAGGGUUUCAAGAUUGGCCCUGCAAAUCUGCCCGAUGGCACCCAUAGACGGAAAAUCGAAAAGAUCAAGAAGAGCCUCAUCGAGAAAGCCAAGAUAAAGAAGCAGUAUGCAAAGCUCAAAGCACGUGAAGAAACGGAAGCAACAGCACCGCGCAAAUCUGUCUAUGAACGCGAAGCCGACAACACGACCGACCCUGUACCAGAACCCAGCCUGGAACCCCACCCUGACCGAGUCGCUAUGCUGGAAGAGAAGUCACCUGAACCUCAAGGCACCCGAUACAUAGAGAGGCAGGAGCGAAGACGGCGUCCACAACCAUUCCAGAAAGAGAGCGAGGUGACGCGCAAGAAGAGGGAGGAAGCCGAGGAGAGGCAAAAAGCGAGGGAAGAGGCAGACAGGGAGCGUCAGAAGAAAAUCGCUGAACGGGAGCGCUUUAGAAAAACUAUGGCCAAGGCGAGGGGAGGUCCCAAUGGCAAGAGAAAACUCGGUCGCGAAAGCACCAUUUUGCUUGCCAAAGCGCAGAGGCUCAUGGCCAAAACCUGAGGAAUUCGACCAUCUUGUAGAGACGCGUGACGUCGACCUCUGGAUCCCAGGCAAUGAACACGUUCUUGCAAGCCGUCGGGCGACGUUUUCCCGACAAGCUCCGGUUCAUGUACAGGUGCUUAACACGCCACUGUCUGUCUGAAGCAACAUCCUUCAGCUCCACCCGAGAAACGUAUCCGGGAGUCACUACACCAUACCAGCGUACCCCGAAAUGCUACGCUGAACGGCCAUGUCCGUGUCGUCAGUAGCCUGACUAUGCACUGUUUGUCAUGCAGAUGCUGCUUCUAUGCUCAACAAACGUAAGAAUAUAGAAUAUCACAUACGUUCGAGUAACCCGAAUAAAUUAAUGCCUUCUGG